This is a messenger RNA of Mytilus trossulus (common blue mussel), 917 nucleotides long. RefSeq lists its product as uncharacterized. The record is from RefSeq and is a predicted model, not a curated record. The coding region runs from base 165 to 884 and encodes 239 amino acids. Lineage: Eukaryota; Metazoa; Mollusca; Bivalvia; Mytilida; Mytilidae. The transcript is spliced from 4 exons.
CUAAUUUGAUUGGACCACCAAUCAUAUAAUUUGUAACUGAUCAUUAACUUGAAUGAGGCUUCCUGAUUAAAUUUUAAUUAAUUUACUCAAAAUGGUUUCAAAAACAAAUUGAAAUAAAAAUAAAAUACUUUAGAAAAAUACAUAUUCAACUACCAAAUUUUACUAUGAACACCACUUUCACCACCAACAUGAGCAAUCAGCAGGGUAUGUGGACCCCUAACCAGUAUGGGAUGCCAAAUAGUUAUCAACCAGCUUACACCAGACCAAAUACCUCCAUGGAGUGCCCAGUUAAAGACUGUUCCUGUGAGUGCUGCAAGAACUCACAGAGAGGUACACCUUGUGUCCGUCAAGCAAAUACCUCAAAGUCAGAUGCAUCAUCCCAGACAGAAGGUGUGGACUUUCUUACACAAAAGCCAUCAGACAACAAGGUUUACUUCAAAAGAGGAUCAUUUCAUCAUACCCUUGUACAAAGAAAAAUCAGUGAUGUUAUUAGCAAGUAUGAGUUAACAAGCAAAAAGAAUCUGUUUUUUGGCAAAGCAGUUAUUGAGGUCCUGACUUCUUUUCCUGGUCUGGAGUUCUCCACAGAAAACAGAGAUAAAGUGUGUCAACGUGUUGCAAAGGCCAUUAGAUGGAAAAAGUUCUCAGUCAAAAGAAAACUCAAAAAGCAGGAAGUACACAAUGAAGUAAGACCUGAUGUGCCAGUAAUAGCAGACAUUGUACCAGAACCCAGAGCUGACAGUCCACAACCAGCAAGUCCAGUGGCAGGCCCUUCUGUGCCACUUACACCUCCAACUGUCCAACCAAGCCAAAGUGACUUAGAUUCAGAUGAUGACAUCCUUCUGAUCUGCCUCCAAAAGAACCAGCAAGACAAGGCAACAGUAUAAACAUUGUUUAAAAUAAGUUUUAUUUAUUGUGUG